Messenger RNA from Helobdella robusta, 1608 nucleotides. RefSeq lists its product as hypothetical. Lineage: Eukaryota; Metazoa; Annelida; Clitellata; Rhynchobdellida; Glossiphoniidae. Gene Ontology annotation, biological process: regulation of axonogenesis; intracellular signal transduction; regulation of MAPK cascade. The record is from RefSeq and is a predicted model, not a curated record. Bases 1 to 1608 code for a protein of 535 amino acids. Gene Ontology annotation, molecular function: protein serine/threonine kinase activity; ATP binding. The transcript is spliced from 13 exons. Gene Ontology annotation, cellular component: cytoplasm.
AUGGACGAUCUUAAGGACAAGCCCCCUGCUCCACCUGUUCGAUUGACUAGCGCAAAAGAUAAUAGCUUCCCUCUUGACAUGAGACCGCUACCCAAGGAGCCAGAGGAUGAAAAGAAGAAAAAAAUAAAAACUGCUAAAAUCCCUAAGAUUUACAAGCCAAGUGAUAAGCUGAUAAUAUCACCCCCGUCAAAUUUUGAGCACACCGUUCACGUUGGCUUCGAUCCUAUCACUGGCGAGUUCACUGGUAUGCCAGAGGCAUGGGCCAGACUACUGCAGUCUUCAAACAUCUCGAAGCAGGAGCAGUCGAAGAACCCUCAGGCGGUGUUGGACGUCUUGAAUUAUUACGACAAAUCUUCGAAGGAGAGGGAGCAGAUCAAGUACAUGACGUCGACUCCUGUCGUCUACCAUUCCACUGCUUUGAACAGCCAAUCAAAUAAGCUUCCUACAGCUACUUGCAUUACUAUUGGUAAUUUGAAUGAAGAUAAGAAGCACACGCCACCUCCCAUAGCCAGCAGACCUGAGAAGACAAAAUCGAUUUACACAAAACCAAUAGACCCAGUCGUGUCAGCCAAUCACCAGCUGGCAACAACUUUGGUCCCCGGCAAAUCGAACAUCGAUGCAACGACUAACAACCACAUCGCAUCGACACACCACCACAACCCGCAGCAGCAACAGCUUGGGGGCCACAAGAAGCGGCAGAAAAUGUCGGACGAGGAGAUUCUAGAAAAAUUGAGAAGUAUCGUUUCUGUGGGAGAUCCUAAUAAGAAGUAUACUAAACAGGAUAAGAUUGGACAGGGGGCCUCAGGGACGGUGUACAUAGCCUAUGAGAACUCGACGAAUCGCGAGGUGGCAAUCAAGCAGAUGAAUCUGAACCAGCAGCCUAAGAAGGAGCUGAUCAUCAACGAGAUCCUCGUCAUGAGAGACAACCACAACCCCAAUGUCGUCAAUUACCUCGAUAGUUUUCUAGUCAAUGAAGAGUUGUGGGUGGUGAUGGAGUACCUGGAUGGUGGUUCCCUCACUGACGUCGUUACCGAAACGUGCAUGGACGAAGGACAGAUAGCCGCAGUCUGCAGAGAAACAUUGCAGGCUCUUGAGUUCUUGCAUAGAAACAACGUCAUACAUAGAGAUAUUAAGAGUGACAAUAUACUACUAGGGAUGGAUGGAUCCGUGAAAUUGACUGAUUUCGGUUUCUGUGCACAGCUGUCAAACGAGCAAAACAAGAGGUCAACUAUGGUCGGCACUCCCUAUUGGAUGGCCCCUGAAGUAGUUACCAAAAAACAGUAUGGACCGCUGGUCGAUAUCUGGAGUUUGGGCAUCAUGGCUAUUGAGAUGAUUGAAGGAGAGCCACCUUAUUUGAAUGAGAAUCCAUUAAGGGCUCUUUACCUGAUAGCGACCAACGGCAAACCGGAUAUUAAAGAACGCCACAAAUUAUCGCCAAUAUUCCAAGAUUUUCUGGACAAGUGCCUGGAGGUCGACGUCGAAUCGAGGUUUUCUGCUUCUGAGUUGUUGAAGCAUCCAUUCAUGCGGCUGUCGCGACCGCUGGCCAGUUUGGUCCCACUCAUCAUCGCUGCCAGGGAGGUCACUAAGGCCAACAAGAUGGCCAGAUGA